AUGGCCGACCCAAGCACAUCCCCACCUCUAAUCCCGUCCUCCAUCCGCACCGCGCACGCCAAAAUCAAACAAUACAUUCACCGCACACCACUGAUCACGAACCAAUCCCUCAACAAGAUCUCCUCGUCCCCCGACCCGGGCGUGUUUCUUUCCGACAACCCGCCUCCUUUUCCGGCAGAGGGAAACGACAGCGAGGGUGAAGGCGUUCCGCGCUUCCGCAUCUGGAUGAAAUGCGAGAAUCAGCAGAGGAUCGGCGCCUUCAAAGCCAGGGGCGCGUUCCAUGCGAUCACCAGGCUGAUCGAUGAGAUGGGCAUUGAGGAGGUCAGGAGGGUGGGCGUCGUUACGCAUUCUAGUGGAAACCACGCGCAAGCACUCGCGCUCGCGGCCUCGACUUUCUGGAUCCCGUCAUACAUCGUGAUGCCGAAGAUCAGCACGCCGUCCAAAAUUGCGGGUACGCGGCUGUACACACGGAACGUGGUCUUCAGCGGGUCGACGAGUACGGAGCGCGAGGCCGUGACUGCGACAAUCAUUAAGGAACACGGCGCCAUCCUUGUGCCGCCCUAUGACCACCCGGAUAUCAUCCUCGGCCAGGGCACCUCGGCGUUGGAGCUGGAGGAGCAGUUCCACGAGCAGGCGCGGCAGAUGCAGAAGGACGCAACGUCAUCAAAUGCGGAUCCACCUACUCCCAAGCAAAGCCAAACCCUCGACGCAGUCCUCACGCCCCUCGGCGGCGGCGGCCUCCUAGGUGGAACGGCAACGUGGUUCAGCGACAAAGCCGACACAGUCGUCUUCGGCUGCGAGCCGAGCUUCCAGGGCGCCGACGACGGGCGCCGCGGCGUGCUUGCGGGACAACGCAUCGAACACGUCAAGACCCUCACCAUCGCCGAUGGCCUGCGCACGCCCGUCGGCGUAACGAACUGGUCCGUCAUCAGCGACCGAAACAAGGUCGAGGCCAUCUACAGCGUGAGCGAGGACGAGAUUAAAAUGGCCAUGCGCCUGGUCUUCGAGCGUGUGAAAGUCGUAGUUGAGCCAAGCGCCGCCGUGCCCCUUGCGGUGGUAUUGUUCAAUACUGAGUUUCGGGCGUUGGUUGCGGCGAGGCAGCUUGGUAGUGAGAAGGGGUUCUGGGAUGUGGGCAUUGUGUUUUCGGGCGGGAAUACCACCAUGAAGGCCAUAGCUAGCCUUUUUGCUGAAGAUGAGAGUGGUGCGGGUGGGGAUCGAGAUCGGGAUGGGGAUGUGCAGGGGAGAAGGGCUGAGGGUAUUGUCGCGUCUGAUGGGAGCACUCGUGUAGAGGAUGUUGCUGGGUAG
This is a messenger RNA of Exophiala aquamarina CBS 119918, 1305 nucleotides long. Its product is annotated as threonine dehydratase. The record is from RefSeq and is a predicted model, not a curated record. The transcript is spliced from 2 exons. Bases 1 to 1305 code for a protein of 434 amino acids. Gene Ontology annotation, biological process: pyruvate biosynthetic process; D-serine biosynthetic process; L-serine metabolic process. NCBI's taxonomy places the organism in Eukaryota, Fungi, Ascomycota, Eurotiomycetes, Chaetothyriales, Herpotrichiellaceae. Gene Ontology annotation, molecular function: threonine racemase activity; ATP binding; serine racemase activity.